This is a messenger RNA of Metschnikowia bicuspidata var. bicuspidata NRRL YB-4993, 633 nucleotides long. RefSeq lists its product as uncharacterized. The coding region runs from base 1 to 633 and encodes 210 amino acids. Lineage: Eukaryota; Fungi; Ascomycota; Pichiomycetes; Serinales; Metschnikowiaceae. The transcript has a single exon. The record is from RefSeq and is a predicted model, not a curated record.
AUGGUUGUGGAUCUGCCCCCAAACAACGCCAGCCAUAGCGACAAGCUGCGGGCGCAAAGCAAAGUCUCUCCGGGGGGCUCCAGAAAAGCCCCCGCUCCAAUUCUCGCGGACUCGCCCGUCCUACAACAAAAACCGCUGUGCCCGACCGAUAAUCACAAUUCGUUGUCUGGGGCGUCCACCAGGAAGUCGAUUUUGCCGGCCAUUUCCUUGGGGGUGCUGCCAGUGCGCCGGUCGGGAUCGCCGGAGCGAAGGUUGCGGAUAAAGGAGCUCGAGCUGAAGCUUCCCCACCUGGGACCACUGGGUUUGUUGGAUUCGAAACAUGACUUGUCGAACAAAAGAACCAUUUCACACGGCCAAGGGCCUGGUCCGGCGGUCCCGGGUCUGGCUUCCCCUGAAAAGAACAGGAAAAGGGCCAGAUUCGCUAUUGCAGAUCUGCAGAUGCCCUUGGAAGACGCAAGGAUACCCACGUCGCCGCAGAUCGUAGCGGAUUCGCUAGACCGAAUCUCAAACACACUUUCGGCGACGGCCGUGGCGUUGCGCGACAUCAAAAACACACAGCAGGCGAUUUUGGCCGAGAUUCUGCAGUUGAAGCAAUCGGUGAGGAAGCUUGAAAAACAGUCUGAGGAAACAUAG